Messenger RNA from Nanorana parkeri, 738 nucleotides. RefSeq names its product SRSF protein kinase 3-like. The record is from RefSeq and is a predicted model, not a curated record. The transcript is spliced from 8 exons. Bases 1 to 738 code for a protein of 245 amino acids. Lineage: Eukaryota; Metazoa; Chordata; Amphibia; Anura; Dicroglossidae. Gene Ontology annotation, biological process: spliceosomal complex assembly; regulation of mRNA processing; protein phosphorylation. Gene Ontology annotation, molecular function: ATP binding; protein kinase activity.
AUGCAGGACAAUAUGAGACAGCACACUCAUGAAAAUAAUAUUGAACAUGCCGAUCCUGAUGAUGAUGUACUAUUUGUAAAUUACCUACAAAGCAAGGAGUCCCCUGAGGGGGGGACCGCCUACUGUACAGGAGGAUACUAUCCAGUGAAAAUAGGAGACCUCUUCAAUGGCAGAUACCAUGUUGUCCGAAAGUUGGGCUGGGGUCACUUCUCUACCGUCUGGCUUUGCUGGGACCUUCAGAGGAAGCGUUUUGGAGCACUUAAAGUUGUGAAAAGUGCAGUGCAUUACACAGAAACUGCUGUAGAUGAAAUUAAAUUGCUGAAAUGUGUGAGGGAUAGUGAUCCAAAUGACCCUAAAAGGGAGAUGAUCGUGCAACUCAUUGAUGACUUCAAGAUAUCCGGUGUAAAUGGAGUUCAUGUCUGCAUGGUAUUGGAAGUUCUUGGACACCAGUUGCUUAAGUGGAUCAUUAAAUCCAAUUAUGAAGGUCUUCCAUUGCCAUGUGUCAAGACUAUACUGCGACAGGUAUUGCAGGGUUUGGAUUACCUACACACGAAAUGUAAAAUCAUCCAUACAGAUAUUAAGCCAGAGAAUAUAUUGAUGUGUGUAGGGGAGGGGUACAUCCGAAGAUUGGCUGCAGAGGCUACUAUGUGGCAGCAGUCUGGGGAACCUCCGCCCUCUGGAUCCACCGUCAGCUCUGCACCUCCUUCCCUCCAGAACUUGGAUAAAUAUCAGCUGUAA